Molecule: messenger RNA, 3490 nt
Organism: Schistocerca nitens (vagrant locust)
Lineage: Eukaryota; Metazoa; Arthropoda; Insecta; Orthoptera; Acrididae
Product: mediator of DNA damage checkpoint protein 1-like
Exons: 2
Coding region: 160-3225 (1021 amino acids)
Source: RefSeq, a predicted model, not a curated record
CGGCAGCUGGGCGGAGAAGCACGCGUGGGUAACGUCCAUCCAAACACCUAUUCCGAAGCUCGAGAACAAUUCUGAGCAGAGAGGAGCGCGUCUGCAUCCCUACUGCGAGGACACCUGAGAGCAUUCCAAGCGAGGGGAGUGGAAGCAACAUUUUCUAGGAUGGAAAUCUGCUCCGACAACUUGUUCUCCAUGAACUGCAGGACAAUGCACAGCCAGUGGAUGUCACAGACAAUGGGAGCGGCCGCGGAGAAAAGCGGCCAUCCGGCGUACCAGCCGUUGCACAAACUUCGAAUUCCUGUCGUGGACCACGCGUCUUCGUCACAACCGGUCGCCAGCAGUUUCCCGUCCGUUGAGGACGAGGAAGCGCGCCACGGUCCCCUGAAUGACUUCACUGGAGGAGCCUCACCUUCCAACAGUGAAAUCCGAGCCACCUUCUCCAUAUUCCGCGAGCCAGUACCAACAAACGUAGCCAGCCUCUCAGUGCGUUCACCUCGCAAAAUGCCAGUGGACACAAGUUCAGAUAACAUCGCUCCACAAGCGGACCUCUCCUUUCAGAACACAAUAGACCAUAAGAGGGAGCCACCUUCUAGUCUCUAUGGAGGACAUGUUAGCCAUCAGUUUUUCGGACUUUCUGUGCAGCCACGCCCACUGUCUAAUUCCAUGGCCGGCGACGUUUCAGAUAUUUCUCCAGAAUGCGAGAAGCCAACUGAGCCGCCUAUGCCUAAAGGCAACAAUGAUGUCCUGAUAGACACAGACUCAGACUCAGAACUUGACGAUUCUGACGACGGCGAUGGCGACGGCGGCGGCACCCCUGUGCAGCCACCUAACCAGGGACGGCCAGGCUCACCCAUCCGACGUCCAACCUAUACUCAUUUGUCGGACGUUUCUAAUGAUUCAGUAGAUGAUGCAGGUGGGAAAAAACAACCAGCAGCUUCAUACCCUAAUCCCAAGACGUGGAAACCGAUCGGGACUGCACAUGGACAACCCUUCAGCUAUUUUUUUGCAAAUCAUCCCCGCCAUACAAAUGACACGCCCAGUACCGUUUCUACUGCAGUAUUUGAAGAGUACGUUUUCAAGGUAUUGACCGACACACUGCCGAAAACCAAGUUAUCGAAACUCUUGUCGAGAUUGCAAGCUCGACUGAACGACAAUACUCCAAAUAUUAAAUCGGGAAAGGCUUUCGUCCGUGAGCUUCACAGCUCGAACGGCGCACAGCCAUCUGUCUCUCAAAAGUUCGGAAACAUCAGUGAAGACAGAGGCCAAUCCGUGACCAGAGAAGUAACUCGCGAUGAACAGCACCUCAGAAGUCUCAACGACGAACGUGAAAUCGUAGAUCAUUCUCAUGAUGACGAGGAGAACGCGGCAGGAUCCCAGGAGGAAAAGCAGCAGGCACCUGAGCAAUCGUCACCGCCUGAGGAUCAACAGAUCCAGCAGAAUGCCAUCAUCCAGCUACACGUCGACCAGAUGCAGCCUGUAAAGCCUCGAGCGAUGUAUUCGCUAUCAGAAAAGCCUCCGCCAAUGGGCGCUGAGGCUUGCACACCUGCUGUGCACAAUUCUUCCAAGCCGGCAGAGGAAUUAGUGUUACCAACUCAUUUCAAUGAAGUAGGUAUGCAGACAGCUGCAAUAUCUAAAGAGGCAGUCGUACAACUCCCACCACAGUCUCCCAUGGAGCUCUGUUCACCUCAACCAUUCUCCCAUGUCCAGCACUGCAACACAGAAGAAUCAGCUGAAAAUGGACCAGGGCCUGUGGUACCAUCAGCGGAGCUAGUCUCAGGAAUCCCUGCACAGCUGUCAUCUUCCUCAGAUGAUCAUCCCAUGGAGCCGAUUUUUGUGGCUGAACCAUCUGCGUUGUUCCCAGAACCUGUACCACAACACUCACCCCCAUUGGAAUCAGAGUCCAUGCCGGGGACAUCUCGAAGCGUGGUAGCGUUCUUCUCCCGCCAGGCCCCUGCACAGCAGCAGAAUGCCAUCAUCCAGCUACACGUCGACCAGAUGCAGCCUGUAAAGCCUCGAGCGAUGUAUUCGCUAUCAGAAAAGCCUCCGCCAAUGGGCGCUGAGGCUUGCACACCUGCUGUGCACAAUUCUUCCAAGCCGGCAGAGGAAUUAGUGUUACCAACUCAUUUCAAUGAAGUAGGUAUGCAGACAGCUGCAAUAUCUAAAGAGGCAGUCGUACAACUCCCACCACAGUCUCCCAUGGAGCUCUGUUCACCUCAACCAUUCUCCCAUGUCCAGCACUGCAACACAGAAGAAUCAGCUGAAAAUGGACCAGGGCCUGUGGUACCAUCAGCGGAGCUAGUCUCAGGAAUCCCUGCACAGCUGUCAUCUUCCUCAGAUGAUCAUCCCAUGGAGCCGAUUUUUGUGGCUGAACCAUCUGCGUUGUUCCCAGAACCUGUACCACAACACUCACCCCCAUUGGAAUCAGAGUCCAUGCCGGGGACAUCUCGAGGCGUGGUAGCGUUCUUCUCCCGCCAGGCCCCUGCACAGCAGCAGAAUGCCAUCAUCCAGCUACACGUCGACCAGAUGCAGCCUGUAAAGCCUCGAGCGAUGUAUUCGCUAUCAGAAAAGCCUCCGCCAAUGGGCGCUGAGGCUUGCACACCUGCUGUGCACAAUUCUUCCAAGCCGGCAGAGGAAUUAGUGUUACCAACUCAUUUCAAUGAAGUAGGUAUGCAGACAGCUGCAAUAUCUAAAGAGGCAGUCGUACAACUCCCACCACAGUCUCCCAUGGAGCUCUGUUCACCUCAACCAUUCUCCCAUGUCCAGCACUGCAACACAGAAGAAUCAGCUGAAAAUGGACCAGGGCCUGUGGUACCAUCAGCGGAGCUAGUCUCAGGAAUCCCUGCACAGCUGUCAUCUUCCUCAGAUGAUCAUCCCAUGGAGCCGAUUUUUGUGGCUGAACCAUCUGCGUUGUUCCCAGAACCUGUACCACAACACUCACCCCCAUUGGAAUCAGAGUCCAUGCCGGGGACAUCUCGAAGCGUGGUAGCGUUCUUCUCCCGCCAGGCCCCUGCACAGCAGGAUGUGGGUGAAGAACAUGUCAGGGCCUUCGAGAGGAAGAGCAGAGAACCAUGGGACCACAAAGGUCUUCUCAGUUUUAUUGCUCUCAAUGCUUUUACCUUGCCUCAUCAUGUGUGGAUUGAACGUGAAGAGGGGCAGCCAAGGCGGAGUAUGCGCAUUGCCAUGAAGAGACAAGUCAAAACAUGUGUCCUACGUGAGAGACUGUCUUGAAAUUCAGCAUCUGAUCAGAGAAGUGGCUGAUGCUGAACUAGCACUGGCGCAGAAAUCGCCAGUCAUAUCUUUGUCUGUAGCGUAUUACCGAGAUAAUGUGUGUGUUUUGAUAUCAAAUAAUGCCAAAGAAUGUAAACAUGUGUUCAGAUAGCUGAUGUAUUUACACUUAACGUUUCUAAUUUAGUGGUAGACAGGUAAAUGUUUAAUAGCCAUAAUAUAUGUGAUGAUCUGUGUGAAUUAAUUUUGUCACUGUUGGUUUCUAGAC